AUGGGGGUGAAGUUAUAUCCAUGCGAAAAGAUCGAAACCAAUUACAAGGUGACUGGAUGGAUUGAGGAUACUCUCUGCUACGAGUUCUGUAAAAUGCGAUCCUUGCUUCCAUGCAGGGUGCGGGUCAAGACCCAAGGUUGCCGCAAUUUGACCCCAGAAAACGACGUUCGAGCGAAACGAAGGGCGGCGGAAGACAGCGAUGCAGUCCAAGCAAUGUGGCUGUAGCGGGUAAGCAUUCUUUUCACUACCUAAUUUACCUCACAACCACAUCGCCUCUGAGCCUCCGAUAUAGGCUCUCAUUCCUCCUCGACAGCAUCAAAUCACACCGUUACCAAGAAAACGACGAGCUCAGGUGAGUCGUCUGCCAGUCACAGCUGAGAAGAAGGCUUAGUUAGAACAAACUCUGGUGCGUGUGUAUUCUGAUCAGUCUCUUUCAAGUCCUCUAUGCGAAGUAGUGAGACACAAAAGCCCAUCCGUUUCCAUAGUAUGUCCUCGUGUGUGUCUGCCGAUGUGACCUUGACAGGCUCAAGCACAGUGACCACAUCACGAAGCGUAACGAAAAGCGGAAGCCACCAGACGUCCUCAGUCACAAGAGAGCAACGGGACCUCAGGAUAGAACGUACGUGAGCCAGUGGGACUGUGCAGCUGCUACAAAAGGUCAGUCGUCUAUAUUCUCUCGUCAGGCACCGGCGGGCGGUAG
This is a messenger RNA of Vitrella brassicaformis, 700 nucleotides long. Lineage: Eukaryota; Vitrellaceae. The record is from the annotation of a GenBank genome assembly.